Vitis vinifera (wine grape) is the source of this 675-nucleotide messenger RNA. RefSeq lists its product as uncharacterized. Bases 50 to 481 code for a protein of 143 amino acids. The transcript has 2 exons. The record is from RefSeq and is a predicted model, not a curated record. Lineage: Eukaryota; Viridiplantae; Streptophyta; Magnoliopsida; Vitales; Vitaceae.
GAUUCCCUAUUUUUGGGCACUCUGUCCUCUCUGAAGUUGGUGUUCCAAAAUGGAAAUGGAAAUGGAGAGGUCAUCGUCAAUGUCACUGAGGGUGAUACAGCAGGCCAAAGAGGAGUUAGAGAUGCUUGAAGCUCAGCAUCCCAAUAGAUUCCAUUCCCUCAAACUUGACCUCAAGUCCUUCAUCUUCCUUCAUUCCCAAAACCUCUUCCUCAACAGCAACUGCAACAGCAACACCUCUUCUUCAUCUCCUUCUUCUUCUCAAUGCCCACACCACAAAAUGCCCUCUGCCACCUCUUCCUUUGCCACCACACAAGCAUCAAGCAACAGUAGCAGGAAGAGGAAGAGAGGCAUUUUUGAUGACGAAGAAUCUAAUCAGAAAUUUCAAAGGGUUGAUGGAGAUAGGGUUGAUGUGGUUCUCAAGAGAGCUGAAGUCUGCCUCCAAAAGAUUCAGGACUUGAAAACCAACUUCUUCUGCAGUUGACAUGGGACCUGAGAGAUAAGGAAAAAUAGAGAAGAACCUCAGACAGACAGAUGGGAUGCAAAAUGAAUUUUUUUUUGGUUUUGUUUUCUAUCUUUUUUUGAUAUGGAUAUACAAGUCCAGGCAUUUUGCUCACAGUGAUGUUAAUACUUGUAAAGGUUCUAGUUCUAUUCCUGGCCGGUUGGUGUUGGUUUCCA